Kogia breviceps (pygmy sperm whale) is the source of this 2271-nucleotide messenger RNA. The record is from RefSeq and is a predicted model, not a curated record. Lineage: Eukaryota; Metazoa; Chordata; Mammalia; Artiodactyla; Physeteridae.
CCACCCCCCGCCCCUAUGACCAACAUGAGCUGGAGCUUCCUGACGCGGCUGCUGGAAGAGAUCCACAACCACUCCACGUUCGUGGGCAAGGUAUGGCUCACGGUGCUGGUGGUCUUCCGCAUCGUGCUCACGGCGGUGGGCGGUGAGUCCAUCUACUCCGACGAGCAGACCAAGUUCACGUGCAAUACGCGGCAGCCGGGCUGCGACAAUGUCUGCUACGACGCCUUUGCACCCCUGUCCCACGUGCGCUUCUGGGUUUUCCAGAUUGUGGUCAUCUCCACGCCCUCCGUAAUGUACCUGGGCUAUGCCGUGCACCGCCUGGCCCGCGCCUCACAGGAUGAGCGCCGCCGCGCCUCUCGCCGCCGACCAGGCCGCCUCGCGCCCCGCUCACCCCUGCCGUUGCCCCCGCCGCCCCACCCGGGCUGGCCCGAGCCCGCAGACCUGGGCGAAGAGGAGCCCAUGCUGGGCCUGGGUGAAGAGGACGAGGAUCCGGGGGCGGCCGAGGGCCUGGGCGAGGAUGAUGAGGCUGAGGACGCGGGUGCAGCCAAGGGCGCAGGAGGGGACCCAAAGGCGACUGGGGUCCCAGGUCCGGCAGGUCAGCAUGACGGGCGGCGGCGCAUCCAGCGCGAGGGCCUAAUGCGCGUGUACGUUGCCCAGCUGGUGGCACGGGCCGUCUUCGAGGUGGCCUUCCUGGUGGGCCAGUACCUGCUGUAUGGUUUCGAGGUGCGGCCCUUCUUUGUGUGCAGCCGCCAGCCCUGCCCGCACGUGGUCGACUGCUUCGUGUCGAGACCCACCGAGAAGACGGUCUUCCUGCUGGUCAUGUACGUGGUCAGCUGCCUCUGCCUGGUGCUCAACCUCUGUGAGAUGGCGCACCUGGGCCUGGGCAGCGCGCAAGACGCUGUGCGCAGCCGCCGCCCCCUGCCCUCCACCCCUGGCCCCAUGCCUCGCCAGCAGCCCUGUGCUCUCCCCGCCGCGCCUUCGGGGCUGGCCUGCCCGCCAGACUACAGCCUGGUGGUGCGCGCGGCUGAGCGCGCACGCACCCACGAUCAGGACCUGGCCAACCUGGCACUGCAGGCGCUGCAGGACCGGCGGUCGCUUGGGGACCUCGACAGCCCACCAGGCCCUGGCCUUCCAGCAGCCGCCCGGGGGACCCCGAGGGCCGGCGCCCCUGCCUCCGGGUCGGGCAGUGCCACGUCGGGGGGCACUGCCGGGGGCCAGGGCCGGCCAGGGGCCAAACCCAGGAUGGGCUCGGAGAAGGGCAGUGCGAGCAGCAGCAGGGAGGGUAAGACCACCGUGUGGAUCUGAGGCCUGCCUUGGCUGCUGUCCCUCCUCCCUCCUCACCAGGGCCGAGGUGGAGGGCUCUGGAGGAAGUCUAGGGGCUGGACACCGCCUAAGGGGCAGAGCACAACCUGCCCUCCUCCUCCCCCUCAGGUGGCUGCUGUCCCCCUCGGGAGGGGGCAGAGGGCACCAGCCUGCUCUGCCUCACUGCCCCUCCCUGCCUGAGCCCCAUCUUCAUCCAGGAUAGGGUGGGGAAGGUAGGCCUGGGAAUCACGACUGGUCCCCAGCUCUGAUCCAUAAGCCCUGAUGGGUAGGUGGGACUGUGGCUGGGGCAUUUCCGCCCUCCCAGAGCCACCCAGCUGGCCACCUCAGGACAAGGCUGCCCUCCAGGAGAGAGCUCCACCCCCUCCUGUCCCGCUUUCCCGGCAGUAGCCCAUGUAUGACUGCCCAGGGGUGCUUGGCCUGGGUCUUGGGGAGUACUGUGCUUGUCCUCACUCCCUGCCCAGCCAAUGGGGCUCUCUUCCUAGCACCCACACUCUUCUAGCCCAGGUUCUGGUUCUUGCAGAGCUUGAAGCAAUGCCAGGUCUUCCUUGUACAGAAGGGAAAACAGAGACCACGGUGGGCAGAGGCCCCUGUGCCCAGCCCUGGUCUGUACCACCUCCUGCCUCACCCCCACUAGGCCCCAAGCAUGAGCUGCCUCGAGUGCCAGGUGGACCUGCACCCUGCUUCCUGUUCCCUGCCCAGGCAGAUCUGGGGCUCAGGCCCCGCAUGGGCCCCGGGGUGGAUGAGACCAUUCCCUCUCCAGCUCCUGUGCUGGCCUGGUGUGGCCCCUUCCUCUGGGACAUACUUGAAGUUCUGAAAAGACAUCGGCCUCCCUUGCCACUCAGACCAGCAGGAUGGUGGUGAGGGGCUAUGGCUUUGGCCAUGCUAGGGGAAGGCGCUCUGAGGCUCCCACCACAGCCUCUUCCCUCCAGCCCCCUCUCCAAUUCAGAC